Molecule: messenger RNA, 468 nt
Organism: Scedosporium apiospermum
Lineage: Eukaryota; Fungi; Ascomycota; Sordariomycetes; Microascales; Microascaceae
Exons: 4
Coding region: 1-468 (155 amino acids)
Biological process (GO): microtubule-based movement
Cellular component (GO): cytoplasmic dynein complex; cytoplasm
Molecular function (GO): dynein intermediate chain binding
Source: RefSeq, a predicted model, not a curated record
AUGGCGAGCCCGCCCGUCCCCUUCAACCGCCUCAAGCAGAUCGCCAAUGAUGCUUGCCAAAGCGCCAUUGGCUCCGCCGAGUACUACGAUCAUUCCAAGACGGAGCAGUGGAACUCGACUAUAAUCAACUCCAUCCUCAAAGCCGUCAUCGCCGAAUCCACCACCACCGGCACCCCACCCGCCUACAAAUUCGCCUGCAACUCCACCAUCGUGCAACACCUCGUGCCCACCUCCCAGCUCAACAAGGCCAAGGGCAGCGCUGUCAAGGAUGAGGAGCCCCAUGUGACGACGAGCGCCGAGGAGCCCAAGAGCACCGACGGCAAGCCCCACGUUGGCAGGCGGGGUAUGCAUAGCGCUACGGGUGCUUAUUGGGAUGAGAAGAGGGAUGGGAUGUGGAGCUUUAAGUAUGAUGGGGGUGAGGGCAAGGGGAUGGAUGUCGUUGUUAUGUUGAUCUGGAUUGGCAUUUAA